This is a messenger RNA of Puntigrus tetrazona (Sumatra barb), 5105 nucleotides long. It is a transcript of the gene ankmy1, whose product is annotated as ankyrin repeat and MYND domain containing 1. Bases 485 to 3601 code for a protein of 1038 amino acids. The transcript has 16 exons. The record is from RefSeq and is a predicted model, not a curated record. Gene Ontology annotation, molecular function: protein binding. Lineage: Eukaryota; Metazoa; Chordata; Actinopteri; Cypriniformes; Cyprinidae.
UUCAGCAUGCCUCUGACAGCCAUCCAAAGAAGUCAAGAAAGCGUAGAUUAAGCUAUUUUAUUCAGAUAUGAUGACCAGAUAAGGAAGUGUGUGGCCUUGCGUGAGCGAGCGAGAGAGCAGCUAGCGCGUGCCCCCCGGGGUCGUCGCGGUUGCUUGGUUGCGCGGUGUUUAACUACUACAGCGGGUCACUUGAAACACAAAAACAAACACGUGUUUAUCUGAAGAGGGUCGCCGGCCUUUGUCAUGUAUAUUCUGUCAUGAAUAGACCAUCUGGAGCACCAGCUAUCUUACAGAGGAAUCGACUUAAUUGCCGUUAAUUUAAUGAAGACUUUCGUGCCUGGGCGCGAAAAUUUACGACAGGAGUCGCGUCGUCAUGGUAACCGCCCGAAGUUAAACAAUAAGCGCGUUUCCUGGCUCGCCUAGAAGUCGCGCUCUGUGUACAUACGAGUUUAUGAUACGAAAUGAAUAAGAAGGAUAAACAGUAAUGUGGGGAUGGGACGGUGUUUGUAAAAGAAAUGGACAUGGGAUUCAGGAAUGGCCGGAUGGGUGUAAAUAUGAGGGGGAUUUCGUGAAUAACCUGAAGCACGGCACUGGUGUCUUCACAUGGCCAAAUGGAGAGUUCUAUAAAGGUUCAUUUUUUAAGGAUCAUCGGCAUGGAAAAGGCAUGUAUUCUUGGCCCGAUGGGUCCAAAUACACAGGAAAGUUUUAUCUGAACCGAAAAGAGGGAUACGGAGUACAAGUCUUCCCUGACGGAUCAACUUUUGAGGGUCUGUAUCGCGCUGAUGAGCGCUUCGGCCCUGGGGUCCUGACGUACCCUGAUGGGCGGCAGGAUGUGGGCCUUUGGCAUAGAGAGAGGCUGCUGCGACUCUGCACCACACUGGAGGGCGGCUUCAGUCUCGAGGACUUCCCAGAACACAUGAGCAGGCGGCCUAAGAAACACCUGGAACCACCUCAGCUUCCUGUUGAUGUAGAGCCGAGCAGAGACGGCGCUCAGGGUCUGUCCGAGGACGAGGACCGGUUCAUUCUGCCUCCAAACAUUGAGAGUUAUUCUACAGAUUCAGACCAUCUGCCCGUCCCCAGAUGUCUACGCCGGGAACUGGACCUUCACUUUUAUGGUACGAGAGACAUCAGCACAGAGCAGACGUCACCAUCGACAGCCUUGCCUUUACAACAGCGUAUGGAUGCACACAUUCAGAGACACGGCAAAUUUGAGGAGGACACAUUAGACUGGGAUGUCGCUGCAGUGCUGAAUAUGAACAGGACUCAGUUCGGAUCCAAAGGUCCCUUGGAGCUGAACUCAGAGAAAAUGAUCAAGGAAGCGUCGCAUGGCGAAUGCAGGAAUGUUUAUCGAUUCCUCAGAGAUGGAAAAGUCCAUCCUGACGUGAGCGACGCACGUGGACAUACGGCUCUCAUAGAGGCCACGGUUAAUGGUCAUGAUAAUGUCAUCCACAUGCUGUUGGACAGCGGGGCCGAUGUUAAUAAGUUAAAUGAUGAAGGCAUGUCUGCUCUGGCUGUUUGUCAUGUCCUCUACUACCCGCUUCAGUCUUUACAUGAGACGCUGGCUGAGCGAGUGACACAGAAGAUCAGCCCAGAGCCACAGAUCAAGCCUCUGGAAGACGUCUCUCGUGAAUGCUCUCCAGAUCCAAUGACAGGAACUCCCAAAGAUGAAAGCGGCCAUGAGACAUUUAAGACACCAAGAGAAAGCGACCAAAUUGACCGUAGCCUCGAACCAGAGAACCUCAAUAGCUUGGAGAAACUUGAAGCUCGAGAGCAAAUAAAUGAGGAGAUAAAUGAAGAUGGGCCUGACCAAUCAGAAGGCCUCAACAGCUAUGAAGAACCUCAGUUUCAUCAAAUCGAUGAAAAUGCAGACCCAAACAAGAGGGAAGCUCUUCAACUUGAACUUGAAGAAGACACACAACAAGUUACGGUGUCAAGAUAUAUUCAAGUCUUUGAUGAUAAAAUCCCAGUGGGUUCUGUAACGUGGCGAGAGAAGGAAGCAAAGACAGUGCUUAACUCUGAGGAAGAGGCGGCAAAUGAUGAAAACAUGGAGAGGAGCAUCAGAUCAGAGGACCCUACUUUUGAUUCUGCGUGUUCUGUGGCUAGUUUUCACAUUCACGUCACAGAGGAGAUCCUGCAGAAGAGUGCUGAGGUUCUGUGCCAGACUGGAACAGUGUCUCCGACAGACACCCAGGAGACAGUCCGGAAAAUUGCACUCCUAAAGAAAGAACACAGGAAUCGAUGGACUACAAUUAAGCUUCUUUUGGAGAGAGGAGCAGACCCCAACGCCUCUACCGUCCCAAUGCCCAUCGUCUUCCUGGCUAUCAAAGCUGCCCAUGUCAAGGGCGUCCGUCGUCUACUGGAGUGUGGAGCUCGUACAGACAUACCUCUACCUCCAGAGCAAAAGGGUCUGUAUCCUCUUCACAUAGCAGCGGGGUUAGCCGGAGCAGAGGGUCCUGAAAUCACUGAGCUCCUCCUGCAUGCUCUGGCAGAUCCUGACGUCAAAGCUCAGGAUGCCCAUGAAGUCUAUCAGCUUGAUAAGGACAUGUUCGAGCCCUUUACAAAUCAGCAUCUCAUGGCCUCUGGACCCCUGGAUAAGUUCAGUGAAGCCCCUGUUGAACUUCCACAGGAAGUCGGGAGGACACCGCUACAUGUGGCUUGCCAAAGAGACAGCGAUUAUACAAAUGCUAGAGAUGUGGUGGCGCUUCUCCUUUCUCAUAACGCAAACCCCAACUAUGUGUGGAGUGGCCAUUCACCCCUAUCUCUGGCCAUCUUGAGCGGCAACGACCUUGCUGUGGAUGAACUGCUAGCUGGAGGGGCUGAUCCUAAUCUUCCUCUCACUCGUCAUGUGGGCAGCGCUCUCUGUGCCCUUGCCAACAUCAGAUACGACCGUGGGCCACAUCCACGCAACCAAGUCAAGCUGCUGGAGAAGUUGAUGAAAGCGGGCGCUGACGUCCUCAUGCCUGUCGCGGUGGGCGAGGGCCGCAGGUGCGCUGUGGGAACCGCCGUGGAUUAUGCGCACUGCGCAUUCCAACAGAACCAGCGCAUGGCCCACACCCCGUACCAUGCCCUCAACAAGCGUGAGAGACAAGCCUAUAACGCCCGCCGGCAGUUGCUAGGCCUCAUGGGAGAUCUGCUGAGACAGGCGAUGAUGAGAAUGGAGAAGGAACGGAGCCAAGAUGUGCUCGGUGUCAGUCCCACAGAGAAGCCUCUGUAUCCUGGAUCAGGAGCAACACCGGCUCCUGACGAGAACAGCAGGACUUCCUUUAAUAAAAGCAUCAGUCAGAGAGCGCAGAGGAAGCCUCGCUUCAGAUAUUGCUACGCGUGCGGCCGUUCGGUGGGUGUGCAGCUGUCCACCUGCAGCCGCUGUCGUGAGGUCUUUUACUGUAGCAAGACCUGCAAAACCAAAGCGUGGGACGAGCGUCAUAGAGACGAGUGUGUCCGUGCGCCAGUGGUCAGUGGAGAAGGCAGCAGGGAUAAAUGCGCAUCUGUUGGUCCAUAUUCACCCCUGUCCACCAGAGACGCUAAAGACAAGACCUUCCACCUCGGCGUGACCCCAGAAAUACAGGAAUAUGACCUGAAUGAAAAUUACAGCUUUAUUUAGACUUGUACAAAGGCCUGCCGAACGUAAGUUGUGCGAAAGGUUGUGGCUUUACAUUAACAUUUUUAAAACUAAUAGACACGAGCAAGUUCAAAGUCUGAAAACGUAUUUAAAAACACAGACAGCAUCCAUUUAGUUUGAACAACUGUGCAGUUUAUUACGUAAAACGGACCAAAUUUACAAAUUCAUACCUCAAAUAAAAUGCUAGUGCUGAAAUAUAACAAAAUCAAAUGUUUCAUAACACACAUCUCUGCUUCUCUCGAAUGAGCGUGCGCUCAGUCGGUCACUGUCAUAGGAAACACAUUACGCUUGUGUUUGAGCCCUUCUCAAUGUCCAUUCAUUGAGUCAUGCGAUCGAGUAAGAGUAUACAGUGUGCUUUUCAUUUAUACCGGACAACCGAAUACAAAAAAAACGAGCCUUCCUGUGACAGAGAUCGUACACUACAUCAUGUAUAUUCUCAACCGCGUUUACAUUCCACAAACUUUUUACAUUUCGCAUCUGACAAAACCCGGUCCUUGUGGAUUCAGCUCUAGUUGUGCAUCGAAAAAAAAAAAGGAACAAUAUCAGAAACAUGAAGAUCGUUUGACACCUUUAUAUGCGACAUUUAGGGACUAGAUGUUGGUAUUGUGCAAGAUAUUUUGUAGGGAUCUUUUUGUUUUUUUCAGAAAGUUCAGAAAUACCGUAACGCUGCGCUCUGUGUUUGAAAACAUCUCUGCCACAGGUUUAAUUAAUUACAUUGCUCUGAAAUCAGAAUCGUAAAAUUGUCGUUAAGCUUUCAUUAAAAGUGACAGUUUUUAUUUUAAAAGUACAUUCUGUAAAUGACUGCUUCCCAUUGGCUUUGGUUAUAAUGAAAUUCCAUUCAAGGCAAAUCAUAUCAUUCAAGGCUGACACAUGCUUCUAUUUAACUUGCUCCAGAAGUGACAUUACGAGCAAUAACAUAGCCAUGAGCUUCCAAAUGCAAGUUAAGGGUUCGCAUCGGGUGAUGUAAUAUUUUGUGCAUUCGUGUCCUUUGGACGUUUAUUAUUUUCCGUGUAUAUUUCAAGAAAAGAGAAUAAUCAUGUUCGGGUCAAUUCUUCACACCAACAUCAGAGAAACGUUUUUUUGCAUUAAAAUAAAGCUUAUUUUGGGGGGGCAGUAUAAAAAUUUGUAUGUAUUAAUAAGAAUAAUCGUAAUUUUUGACAAUUAUUGCAUAACUAAAACAUGAUUUGCCUCAUGUUGCUUAAAAUCUUAAUCAAAUCCAUGGAAAGCAACCCCUAAAUCGAAUACAAAUGAUAAUACUUGUAAUAAUUGGACUUGCUUAUUGUAGGAAUGGUUAGAGGUUUUUUAAUGGAAAAUGUAAAAAAUGUAAUUAAGAUUUCUCUUUUGAUGUUGGUGUUAAAAAAAAAAAAGACAUUUCCAAACCCUUGUGUGUGAAAUUCAUCAAUUAUUGCAGCUUGCUACCAUACAAAAUAAUUACAUACUAAACCAAUGAAUUACAGUUCAUUGAAAAAAAACUCCCAAAAAACAA